Molecule: messenger RNA, 1887 nt
Organism: Aspergillus pseudoviridinutans
Lineage: Eukaryota; Fungi; Ascomycota; Eurotiomycetes; Eurotiales; Aspergillaceae
Product: fungal specific transcription factor domain-containing protein
Exons: 7
Coding region: 1-1887 (628 amino acids)
Biological process (GO): DNA-templated transcription; regulation of transcription by RNA polymerase II
Cellular component (GO): chromatin
Molecular function (GO): zinc ion binding; DNA-binding transcription factor activity, RNA polymerase II-specific; RNA polymerase II cis-regulatory region sequence-specific DNA binding
Source: RefSeq, a predicted model, not a curated record
AUGACUCCUUCGCUCGUUGCGACAACCUUCGUGACCACUACUCAGAUUGUCCUAAAAGGGGGGAUCGGCAGAUCCCUGAUACGGGACAGCGAGGGAGAAGACGACAUGCUUGCCAAUCGCUCUUGUCAGAAACGAGGAAUCGAAUGCAACAACGAGCGAAAAAAGCAAGUCUUGAACCGAGGGACUGAUUCAGACGCUUUGACAGAGAAGCGCGAAGACUACGAACAAUCGUCAGAUCGUGGAUCGAUCAAAUUUCUUCUCAAUGGCGGUACCGAUAGUUUCACGCAGCAAUUCCUCCUUCCUCCGCGCAGCGAUCGAACACGCAGCCUCGAAUAUCACAACAAGAAAAGUCUCGAAGAAGCGGGGAGUUCCAUUCUCGGUUAUGAGUUGAAAGAUGACCAGACAGAUUAUGCACCGACAUUCAUCGAGUCCGACGCUGCUACCCUGUCCUUUUUCCAAGACACUUUCAUUGACUUCUUCAACGGCCCCUUUGGCGAUCCUCACAAGCUACUGGACGACUCGUACGCGGGGCAGGUUGCUUACCAUGCUGUCGUCCCGCCCGGACAGGAUCCCAACCUGACACUAGCAGGGCAAGUGAGCUACGAACCUGAACGGCCCUUCGCCACCGGAAUGAUACAAUCUAUCCUCGCGAGGGCCUGGUCCGUGCCCCUUGACGCAAAGGCUCAACAGGAGUUGUCGACAAAUCUUAAUUUCCUUCUGACGACAAGCCGUAUUCGCAAAUUUGUGGCAAUGUACUUUAAGUACUGGCAACCGAGCUGUGCGAUGCUUCAUCGCACGUCGUUCGAUCCUGAAGUUGUGUCAUUACCGCUACUGACGGCUGUCACUUUCAUGGGCGCCAUGUACUCCAAUGACGAGAGGGAAGCAUAUAUUGCGAAGCGAGUGCUGGAUUUCGCCGAGCUCUUCAUUUUCUCCAGCGAGGUUUAUGCGUCCGAGAUCGAGAUCAGCUCGAUGUUUUGUGGGAAUCGAUGUCUGGACGACGAGCCCAACGACUGGGUUCAAUUCCAGAACUUCCAAGCCGGGUUCAUUAUUGUCGUUGUGCAAUACUGGGCUGGAAGUCGUGUAUCACGCAAUCGAGUAAUGGAGAACAGAUUCAGCGAAGUCGUCAAGGUCGCUCGUCGAAUCGGACUCAUGAAAUGCCGUCAUAUGCCCCAUGAUCGGACGGACGAGUACUCGUGGAUCCAGAAGGAAUGCCGUAUUCGCACCAUGAACAUCAUAUCACUCCUCGACUGUGCUUUCUCGUUUUAUUCAAACUACCCCUGCCGUAUAUCCCACACAGAAGUAGAAUGGGACUUUCCGUGCCAAGAGGCAGUCUUCGACUCGCAGCAUCCCUUUGUGGAGCCGAAUUUCCGAUUCUCGCGGGAUAUUCCCAUAUGCAAAGCCUUUGAGAAUUUGUUCGACAACACGGCCAACGAGGAUGGUUCACAAGUCCAUGUUCCAGAUCAUAUUGCGGAUAUGACCGUCCUCGAUAUGUUUAUUCUCAUUCAUUUGCUGUAUGCCUUCAUAAAUACACACAUGACCCUCCUGGCUCCCUUGGUACGCAAAGCACAACUGCCCAAUUCAAAAAUACCACACGGGCCUUCGACGCCCACAAAAACCCCUGGAGAUGCCAUUCCGGAAGACUUCACAUUAGCCGCUAUCCGAACAGCACUGUCACGAUGGCGCGAUCAUUGGUUGGCGCUGCGAAAUACAGUCUCCAGCCACGAGUGGGCGUCCAUGGGCUUCUACAAGAACGGCUACAACUUCUGGCUUGUGUCACAGCUCCUCAUCACGAAGAAAAAGAGUGUCGAUGUGGUGAUGCAGAUGGAGGUGAAGUGCGAGGAUAAGCUGGAGAAGCUCAAGGUGCUGCUCCAGGAUGAGAGCGACUGA